This is a messenger RNA of Anisakis simplex (herring worm), 660 nucleotides long. Lineage: Eukaryota; Metazoa; Nematoda; Chromadorea; Rhabditida; Anisakidae. The record is from the annotation of a GenBank genome assembly.
AUGAUCAUAAGCAACCAGCAUGAUGGGAAAGUUCUCGUGACAAGUCCCGAUCCGCAACUGGAACCCUACUUCGGGUACCUUCCUAAUGUUUCUCUUCUAGAUGAUCAUCUCACGGUGGGUGAAAGCAACAAUGCAUCGCUUGAAAUCAUCACGCUGUCUCCACCUCAUCAAAAAACGCAUGAGUCGAACAAACAACAGGAUUCUGACUGGUCACAAAACAAAAUAACGACAUCGUCGACCACUGGGUCAUCUGAAUCAAUUCGAGCGUAUAAUUUCACCUCCAACUCGAACUUGGAUGUAAACAAAAUAGACGAAUCCUACGCAACAAUUGCAGAAAGGACAACAUCUACCGCAAUCGCUUCAACCUCGGUUCCAGUUAAUGUUGCGGAACAGGGUGAUCUCAUCAUCUUAGAACAUAGUCCGGAUGAAACACUUAAACUGCACAACGGAAGCAUGCACAUGAAGCAUGGUGAAUUAACAGGGGAGGAUCGAGAAGACUCAAACGGAAGUAGGGAGAAUACGACCAGUUUGCAUUCAGAUAUGAAAGAAGAUUACAAUGAUCCGGAUGAGGAUUUAUUCUUUUGGAGACCAGAGUAUGAAAACAAACGACUACAAAUGAUUGUUCGCGACAAUCGAACCGACGGUAAAUGCAUUCCUUAG